GACCUCAUAUCCUCUACAGCUGCUGCGCUUCCUGCCUGGCGGAGGGAGGGAACCGUGCUGACGGCUGGGCUAGCGAGCUGAACGACAAGAAAGGUUUUCGGAGAGAAAAGAGAGGGGAACGGGUUCGGGAUACCAACUUCCCGCAAGAUAGCCAAACAUUUUCAGUUUGCUAUUACUUGUUUUGUGAUUGUUUAAUGCAAUGUCGUCCAGUCGUCAGCUUAGUGAGAGCCGGGCCAUCCCGACCAGAACGGUGUUGAUCAGCGACACAACGCAGCUACCUCAUGAUUAUUGCACCACCCCUGGAGGCACUUUAUUUUCCACCACUCCGGGAGGAACCCGGAUCAUCUAUGAUCGUAAGUUCCUGUUGGACAGACGCAACUCCCCCAUAGCCCAGACCCCCCCAGCACACCUGCCCAUCAUCCCAGGGGUGACCAGCCAAAAAGUCCUGAAUGAGAAUAAGAAGAAUGUGGCUAACAACAUUAAAAAACAUGACACCAAGCCAGGUGAGGAUGCUCAGUUCGAGAUGGACAUCUGAGCGAAGGAGAAUCAAGAUGAAGAACUAAGAAGAAUGAACCUGGUACAGAUGUGCCAGUGGCUUGGCUUGUAGAAACCAAUGUCAUGACCCCCCCUCAGCCAUCUCCUUUAGCUUUCUCUUUAGCUGCCGGGUUCUGUAGAAACCAAGGGGAUUAAUGUUGACUUCUGUCAGUUUGCUAGGUUGCUGCAGGCCGGGAAAACUAAUCUAGAUGUUGUCUCCAUUUCCUUAGCUUUCAGGGCCACUGCAGUAAACCUGCCUCCUGGCCACAAACUAAGGGAAUGAGUGACAAAAGUGCCCAGAAGUAACGUUCAAGAAAAAAAAUCAGUUUCAAAAUCUGUUUUACUGUCAUGGUGCAUUUUAUUGCUAGAUAACACUUUCUUUUCACAUUGUUUUUUUUUGUUAAGAACCUGUCUAGUCCAUGAGUGAAUGAGUUGAGUGGACAUUUAUGGUACACAUUCAUAUUUUGAUUGUCACAUAUAUGUAUUUGUAAAUUGAUCCCCAAAAAUAUAAGACCAUUCCCCAAAACAGUACCCAUAAAUUCUGUUUUGUAGUCCGUUAAGGGUCUUUCAGGUGAGUUUGGGAGAUCAGCAUUAAUCAGCUGUUCCUGGUCCAUGAACAGCAGCACAUUCCUUUGUCAUUCCCAGCCUGUUAUGCCCAUUACUCCCUGGUAUGAGUUUGACAUCUAUUUGUAGGAAUAUUCAGUUAUUCAUAUUUGAUUGAAGAUGUUAGGCAAUAAACCAAGUUAAUCUCAGUUCAGACGUAAUUCUAACAGGGCAUUCUCCUCCCCUUUCAUACCUGUGGUAUGGUGACUAUGGACCUUAUACAAAUAUUUGGGAAUGGUGUGGAACUCCAAACGUUCCCACUGUGUACCACCAUUUAUACCCCACAAAACUGCGGAAAUAUCUGUGGAACAAAGACACUUUUUUAGUUAAUAUUUGUGUCUGAGAUAAAAAAACAUUUUUUAACAGAUUGUUUCAUAAAAUACCAAGAAUGUGACAGAAGCCCCACUAGACGUAUGAUUUGCCUCUAUUUUUGCGAAAUCAAUUUGAAGAACAUUAUUGUUAUACUUUAAGUAUCAUCCUCACACAUACUGUCAUACAUGUCAAGGGAAAGGGAACCUUUCAAUUAUUGCUUGUUAAAUCUGAAGACAAUUCAUGGGUGGUGGAUUGAGUAACACACCAAUGAGGUGGCACAAAGAGCUGGCCUUAAAAUGCACUUAAAGUGUGUAUAUAGACCAUAGACUUCUUUGACAUGUUGAAAAGUGUUUUGAUUAUAUAAAAUGUCACUCUAAAAUCAGUUGAAAGCCAAUUUAAAACAAAUUUCUACAUUAUAUUCAAACUUUAAAUACUGCGUCAGAGGUAGGAAAGCACUGAAAUGUUGUCAGGUCAUCUCUGUAGAUGAAUAGAAUACUGAAAGACCACCAGUCAAUGGGCAGUUGAGUAACUGAAGAUAAAACAACUCCUAUCACUGUAAACAGCUCUCCAAAGUGACCUGACACUUAAAUUAAUUUCAAACAUUUUGAUUUGACUUGAAACUUGAAUUUUUUUCCAACUCUCCUCUAUGCAUUUGACCUCUUACUCCCCAUCACCUUUCUGUGUAGAAAUCUAUCCAGAUGAGUUAAAAUUGAGUAAAUACUGUAUAGUUAUCCAAGUCAUAUAUGAAAGAGGAGCAAAGGAGGUCAAAGUGAAAGAUGGCUUUGGUAAGACCCCCAUGUCUCCUUUACAGCGAUCAACACAUCACCAUAUGUGCUUUGUCCGAUUUGUUUUCCACUUGCUGAGCGCUUUCUCUUCUUACACUCGUGCUACGUGUCUUUCCCCAUGCCUUACUUCACUAAGGAAGUUCAUCUGUUAAGUUAUGGCUUCUUUGAAUUCCUCCCCAGAAUUUCUUGUCUCACCUGCAUCUUUUCUUCCUCCUUUGAGGCAAAGAUCAAGCCAUUCUUGUGUCUGUUAUCUGAGAAAAUCUUUAUAUUUUUGGAGAAUAACUUCUUUAGUUUGACAAUAUGUUUUUUUUUCCUGGUUCCGCUGUGAGAAGUGUAAUGUGAUAUUUUUUUUGUUUGUUGAAUGAUUGAAGUUUCUUGUAGCUCUUGUGUUAAGAUUUCUACAAAGGAUUUCAGUUAUGAUCCAUCCAACACUUUAUUAGAAAAUAAGAAGCCAAACAAUAUUCAGAUUCUGUACUAUGGGUCAUCUUUAGCCUAAGGAAAACUGUGUAAUUCCUCCAUUUCAAUCAAAAUACUAAAGGUGGUCCACCAUGCUGGAGCAGAUACAUUUUCUCUCUUUGUUUGGUAAAUGAAUAAUCAGGUUAAAUGUGUUUUGUUUCAGAUUUCAGACUUGAGUGAAUAAACUCAAAAUCAUUAGCUGCCUUGUGGGGUUUUUUGUUUUUGUUUUUGUUUUGCUCAGAAGUAUCAGAGAUGGAUUUUUGAAAAAUGCUGAGGGCCUGUAAACUCCAAGAUUUUGUAUCAUGUCGCAUAUGAGAUUAAAACAAAUAUUUGUUAAAUUGUUUUUGUUCAAAGCCCUUAAUUAUCUUUUAAUUUUCAGUGAAACGCCAAUGCCAUUGGACACUGUUACACCAAGAUCAAUAAAGAUCCUUCAUAACA
Molecule: messenger RNA, 3128 nt
Organism: Clupea harengus (Atlantic herring)
Lineage: Eukaryota; Metazoa; Chordata; Actinopteri; Clupeiformes; Clupeidae
Gene: eif4ebp2
Product: eukaryotic translation initiation factor 4E binding protein 2
Biological process (GO): negative regulation of translational initiation
Cellular component (GO): cytoplasm
Molecular function (GO): eukaryotic initiation factor 4E binding
Source: RefSeq, a predicted model, not a curated record